This is a messenger RNA of Cylicocyclus nassatus, 826 nucleotides long. NCBI's taxonomy places the organism in Eukaryota, Metazoa, Nematoda, Chromadorea, Rhabditida, Strongylidae. The record is from the annotation of a GenBank genome assembly.
UCCAGCUCUCGGUUACCAUGGUAAUCCUUGCCAUCGGUCGGUGCUGCGCAGACGUCGCUGAACGAAACUUGGUCACUGAAUUCAUUAGAAUUCCUUAUUCAUUAUCUAAAUUAUUGAAAACCUGAGGCUUUUAUACAAGUGAUUUUGUGGGAUGUCCGACGAAGAUGCGGAAGCUGCAGCAGAGGAAGUUGUUCUGAAGAUAGUUGUAUGUGGUGACGGAUCAUCAGGCAAGACUAGCCUCUGCCAACGAUUUGUUAAGGAUUCAUUUGAAAGAUCAUAUCAUCAGACUCUUGGACUAGACUUUUUCUCAAAGCGGAUAUCGUUGCCUGGAGAUGUGGAAGUUCUCAUGCAGGUUUGGGACAUUGGUGGUCAAAGCAUUGCUGGCGAGAUGAUUGACAAAUACAUCUAUGGUUCACAUGCUGCCUUGGUCGUCUACGAUGUCACCAAUAUGAACUCGUUCGACAACUGUCAGGAUUGGCUGAAUGUGAUACGACGGGUGACGAAGAGUCAGGAGAAGCCUCCACAUGUUUUCAUUGUUGGCAACAAAGUCGACGAAGAACGACUCCGUAAGGUUCCAGUAGAUGCACACUGCGCAUUUGCCAAACGACAUGAUCUGAAGGCAUUCUAUGUGUCUGCAAAGACUGGCGAUUCAGUCACGAUGAUGUUUCGGCAAGUAGCCGCCGAUGUACUGCGAAUUGUCCUCACCCGAGUCGAACAAGAAGCUGACAUUGCCAUCGUACAAGGCGAAGUUUCUCAUGAGGUGAAGGAACCCCGUAGGAGGCAUAUCGACCAGUCAAAAAAUACAGCUGUCUGUUCUAUACAGUAA